Lactuca virosa is the source of this 918-nucleotide messenger RNA. Lineage: Eukaryota; Viridiplantae; Streptophyta; Magnoliopsida; Asterales; Asteraceae. The record is from the annotation of a GenBank genome assembly.
AUGACAGGCCACCUUAACCAUAGGAGGGAAAGGGUAGACAAGUCCAAAUCAAGUCAUUCUCCUAUCAUUCAUGAAGUUCCAGAUUCACCAAAUAAGUUUGAGAUAAGAAGAAAAGAAAAAUUGGAUGCAAUCGACAAAAUAGUUGCCAAAUCAAGACUAAAAGCUCAACAAAACAGAGCACGUAUGGCAGAAAUAGAAAAGGAACUCACUAGAAAGCAAGUGAUCAGGGAUCCAGCUCUUAAGGUGCCAAGAAGGAAAGAUGUUUAUAUCACCAAACCUGUCACUAUAUCACAACAAGUCGUCCAACCAAAGCUUCCCCAAAUUGAUCCUAAUGAUAGAGGAAAACAAAAGGUUGUCUUCAAAUCAAAGAAGGAGUUAGCCAAAGAAGAUCAAAAGAAAAUGGAUGAAGAGUUAACAGAGAAAUAUGAAGCUAAGGAGUUAAAGUCUAAACAAGAGGUGCUUCUUGGAAAGAAAUCUCCAGAGAUCUCUUCUGAAGAAAGAAACACGUGGCAUGAUAAUCAAUUCAAAGCACCGUCUGCUAAAAGAACCAUCUUCUUCUAUCCUGAUACAGAGUCAUAUCAGAAGAUUAAGGUCAUCAGGCCUACAAAUUCCUUUGCACCUCCUUCAGAUUCAUUUAAAGAAAACUGGGAUAUCCCUGCACCCCCGAAUGGUCCAAAGUCCAGUCUGUGGCCAAGUGCAAUAUUUCCAGUUAAGUCUGGUAUAGACAUUGAAGAGGUGAAGAAAAGAUUUUUUUUGAAGAAACCAAUUCAAGUUGUCUCUGUAUGGUUAAAGUUCAAAACUGCCUCAAUUAGUAAAAUUGACAUCCGGGAAUUUCGAAAGAUGCCAUAUGCUUUCUUUCAAGGAAAAGGACAUAAAACUCUGUAUUCAUGUUUUCUGAAGCUGAUUUCCCUUGGAUAA